UUCUCAUUUGGCGUUGUGGUGCAGUGUCAGUGCGUUGUGUAUUCCGUGCAUGAUGAAGAGAAAAUACGAGCGUUCGUACCGACCUGAAUGGGAGCAAGAUCCUUUGCUUUCGUCCUGGAUUUCCAGAGCAAAGGAGGAUCCUGAUGUUGCGUUUUGCAAAGCUUGCAAUUGUAAAUUAGUUACAAGAUUGUCUUCAUUAAAAGAACAUGUGUUAUCCCAAAAACAUAAGAAGCAUAUGAUUGGGUAUAGCGGCCAAUCAUCGGUGCAACAGUUUUUUAAGAAAUCUCCAAUAGAAGAGGAAGUGAAAAAAGCAGAACUUAAUAUCUGUGCUAUGUUAGUGGAACAUAAUUUACCGUUCCGAUUAAUGGAUCAUUUAAGUGAAAUUAUCUCAAAAUGUUUUCACGAUUCGGAAAUUGCCAAGUCCUUUUCCUGCAAGAGAACUAAAGCAGCAGCGGUAACGUAUAAUGUUUUAAAGCCAGAGCUAGAAGCAGAGAUGCUUGCCGAUUUAAAAUCAUGUGAAAACAUUAAAACUCGUACACCAAUGUUUUCCUUAGUUAUAGAUGAGACCACAGAUGUAACAACCACAUCAACGCUUGCAGUUGUUACCAAAUAUUAUUCCGAAAAAGAUCUUCAGGUAAAAACAAAAUUUUUAACUUUGGUGGACUUGCAAGGAGCAUCAGCCCAAGCUUUGUUCGAUUCACUUUCCAAGGCGUUAAUCAAUGCUAACCUUAACAUUAACGAUGCAAUUGGUUUCGGAGCUGACACUACUAACGUUAUGUUUGGCGAACAAGGUGGUAUUAUUGCCAAAAUAAGAUAUGUAAAUCCCCAUUGCAUAUUCAUUAAGUGUGUAUGUCAUUCUACUGCUUUGUGUGUAUCUCACGCCAGUAAAAACUCUUUACCAAGGGCUAUUAACCAAAUAGUGCAAGAGGUUUAUGGAUAUUUUGCACACAGUAGUAAAAGGCAAAGGGAAUUUGCUGAAUUCCAAGACUUUAUUGGCACUGAAAAGCAUAAAAUAUUAAAACAUUACGAAAUUCGAUGGCUAUGUUUGCAUGCAUGUAUUAAAAGAAUUUUGGAGCAAUGGGAUGCCCUCAAACUUUUUUUUCAAUCGCAGUUACUGGAAGACAAAAAUAUUUCAGCUGAAUUUUUAUAUAAUAGUUUGAAUGACAAGAUAUAUAAACUUUAUUUUUAUGCUUUGGAUUAUAUACUGCAAACAGUUAACAAACUGAACACUAUAUUUCAAGGAGAUUAUACGACAGUCCACACAGCAUUUAAAGACAUUUCCGAGGUGUACAUGAGCCUUUUGAGUUGUUAUAUGAAAGGUAAUUAUUUGAAAACCACAGAUCCACUUUGUAUAGAUCCAAAAUCUAACGUCAACUUUUUACCUUUAAAAGAUUUGUAUUUAGGUGUGAACGUUAGUAAAGAAAUCGGUCGUCUAUCUGCAGAUGUUAGUCUUAAACCUGGAAUUCAAUCUUUCCUUCAAAGAAUGCAAACAUUUUUUAUUGAACUCUGUAAUCAGUUAAAAACACGUUUGCCACUGACUAAUCUUUUUAAAGACUUACAAUUUUUAGACCCGCAAAAUGUUGUUUACAAAGAUUUUGUAUCAACAGUAAACAUUGCAAAUAAAUUUCCCAAUAUAGUAGAUGAAAAUAAUCUUCAAAAAGUUGACGACGAAUUUCGACAAAUUAAAUUUGACAAAAGUGUAACCGAUUUGUUGGAAUCUGGUGGGAGUAGCACCAGUACAAAUUUAAGUGUGGAUAAAUUCUGGGGAGCGAUUGGGAAAAUGCGUGAUGCAAAUGGAGCUCCAAAAUAUACUAAUAUUGCAAACUUUGCAAAAGCUCUAUUAAUUUUGCCAUUGUCAAAUGCCUCUUGCGAAAGAAUAUUCUCCCAAGUAAAUUUGAACAAAACAAAAAUAAGGAACAGGUUCCAAAAUAAACAUGUAUCCGCGUUAAUAACAACAAAAGAAGGUAUAAAGGAACAUGGAGACUGUAUCUCCUUUAAACCAACAAGGAAUAUGAUUAAAAAUAUGUCGUCAAAAUCAAUUUACGAAAAUGAAGAGUGCGGAGAAAGUUUUGAUACUUUUAUAGUUGAAUAA
Messenger RNA from Pieris rapae (cabbage white), 2092 nucleotides. RefSeq lists its product as uncharacterized. The coding region runs from base 50 to 2092 and encodes 680 amino acids. NCBI's taxonomy places the organism in Eukaryota, Metazoa, Arthropoda, Insecta, Lepidoptera, Pieridae. Gene Ontology annotation, molecular function: protein dimerization activity. The record is from RefSeq and is a predicted model, not a curated record. The transcript is spliced from 2 exons.